UCCAAUUGUUCAUACACUUGGAAAUUUGAAUCCUAUCAUACCCAACAACUCAAAGUUUGAUUACCCAAAUGGCCUCUUCAGAAGAAACCCAAAGCCGAAUCCAUGCCAACAACAUGCGGCAAGAUCACGAGGAACAAUCUUCCUCGUACGCUCUGCAGCUUGUCAACUCAGUCGCGCUGCCCAUGACUCUGCAUGCCGCACUUCAGCUGGACAUUUUCCAGAUCAUAGCCAAAGCCGGAGCUGGCGCCAAGCUCUCCCCACAAGAGAUAGCAACCCAGUUGGGCACCCAGAACCCCGAUGCACCCAUAAUGCUGGACCGCAUCCUUAGGCUCCUAGCCACCUACAAUGUGCUCACUUGCUCUGUUGCUGUUAAUGAUCAUCAAGAUGAUCCUCAGAGACUGCACGGUUUAGCAUCUGUGUCCAAGUACUUUACCCGAAAUGAAGAUGGUGUUUCACUAGGACCCCUCAUGGCUUUGCUUCAAGACAAGGUCUCAAUUGAAGAAUGCAAUUGUUGAAGGAGGAGUUCCUUUUGACAGGGUCCAUGGAACUCAUGCCUUCGAAUACCCUGCCAAAGACCCCAGAUUCAAUCAAGUUUUUAAUAAAGCAAUGUUCAAUCA
Molecule: messenger RNA, 617 nt
Organism: Rubroshorea leprosula
Lineage: Eukaryota; Viridiplantae; Streptophyta; Magnoliopsida; Malvales; Dipterocarpaceae
Source: the annotation of a GenBank genome assembly